Sander lucioperca (pikeperch) is the source of this 2332-nucleotide messenger RNA. RefSeq names its product ring finger and FYVE-like domain containing E3 ubiquitin protein ligase (gene rffl). The transcript has 9 exons. Gene Ontology annotation, biological process: proteasome-mediated ubiquitin-dependent protein catabolic process; protein K48-linked ubiquitination; negative regulation of extrinsic apoptotic signaling pathway via death domain receptors. The record is from RefSeq and is a predicted model, not a curated record. Gene Ontology annotation, cellular component: cytoplasm; plasma membrane. Bases 893 to 1930 code for a protein of 345 amino acids. NCBI's taxonomy places the organism in Eukaryota, Metazoa, Chordata, Actinopteri, Perciformes, Percidae. Gene Ontology annotation, molecular function: ubiquitin protein ligase activity.
GUGUGUGUGUGCGUGUGCCCGCCCUUGCGUACGUGCGCGUGUGUGUGUGUGUUUGGUUUCCUGUCUCUUCCUGGUUCCGUUGCUGUGUUGUUGUCUCAGACCUGAGUCUUUUUUUUGUGUUUCUUUCCUGAGUUUAGACCGUGAGGACGUCGCCAUGUUGAGGAACUAGCAGCCGGACCUUUCGACCACUAACUAACUUAGUUAGUGUUAGCUAACCUCGGUCAGUUAGCCACCUGCUAGCUGUCGGUAUUAUUACAGGUAUGUUUGUGUCCUGCAGUAACUGGCUGUGUGUGCAGUAUUUAACCCUUGUUACAGUGUGUAUUUGUGUGUAUUCCAGGUAUGUUUGUGUCCUGCAGUAACUGGCUGUGUGUGCAGUAUUUAACCCUUGUUACAGUGUGUAUUUGUGUGUAUUCCAGGUAUGUUUGUGUCCUGCAGUAACUGGCUGUGUGUGCAGUAUUUAACCCUUGUUACAGUGUGUAUUUGUGUGUAUUCCAGGUAUGUUUGCGUCCUGUUGUAACUGGCUGUGUGUGCAGUAUUUAAUACUUGUUACAGUGUGUAUUUGUGUGUAUUCCAGGUAUGUUUGUGUCCUGCUGUAACUGGCUGUGUGUGCAGUAUUUAACCCUUGUUACAGUGUGUAUUUGUGUGUAUUCCAGGUAUGUUUGUGUCCUGCAGUAACUGGCUGUGUGUGCAGUAUUUAACCCUUGUUACAGUGUGUAUUUGUGUGUAUUCCAGGUAUGUUUGUGUCCUGCAGUAACUGGCUGUGUGUGCAGUAUUUAACCCUUGUUACAGUGUGUAUUUGUGUGUAUUCCAGGUAUGUUUGCGUCCUGUUGUAACUGGCUGUGUGUGCAGUAUUUAAUACUUGUUACAGUGUGUAUUUGUGUGUAUUCCAGGUAUGUUUGCGUCCUGCUGUAACUGGCUGUGCAUGGACUCAGGUGAGGGUGUGGGACAGUCUGCAGCGGAGAGACGCCAUCAGUCCUACACCAACUCAGGCUUCAACAGCCAGCCGUCUCCGUCGGGGUCUCCGUCUGAACCGUCCUGUAAGGCGUGCGGGGGGCGCCUGGACACACCGGCCACCAAGCAUGUGUGUGUGGACUGUAAGAAGGAUUACUGCAGCCGUUGCUCCGCCCAGCUGGAGCCGCGCCCCCGGCUCUGUCACACCUGCCAGCGUUUCUACGGCAACCUGCUGGAGCGCGCCGAGCUGAUGAAGCUGAAGGUGAAGGAGCUCCGGGACUACCUGCACCUGCACGAGGUCUCCACACACCUGUGUAGAGAGAAGGAGGAGUUGGUGGAGCUGGUCCUGGGUCAGCAGUCUUCUCCGUCCAGUGACUCCACCCCCGAGACCCUGACCCCCCCGGACCCCCCCGCUGUGACCCCUCGCAUCUUCACCUUGACCCCUGAACCCCCCGCCCCCACCCCUGACCCCCCCGCCCCACCCCCAGACCCCCCCGCCGCCCAGCCUGAAGCCCCGCCCACAGAGACCCUAACCCAGCCCGACGAUCAGGACGAAGACCAGGUGUCUGACCCUGAGGACGCCCCUGUGUCGGGCCGCCGGGCGUCUCUGUCGGACCUGAGCAGUCUGGAGGACAUCGAGGCGCUGAGCGUGCGCCAGCUGAAGGAGAUCCUGGCCAGGAACUUUGUCAACUAUAAAGGCUGCUGUGAGAAGUGGGAGCUGAUGGAGAGAGUGAGACGGCUGUACCAGGACCAGCAGAACCUGAGGGCGGCCAACGCUGUGAAUGCUGCAGAGUCCGGCGGCGAUGGUUCUGCAGCUGUGGAGGAGAACCUGUGUAAGAUCUGCAUGGAUUCCCCCAUCGACUGCGUCCUGCUGGAGUGCGGUCACAUGAUCACCUGCACCAAGUGCGGCAAGAGGAUGAGCGAGUGUCCCAUCUGCCGCCAGUACGUGGUCCGAGCCGUCCACGUCUUCCGGUCCUGAACCCAGGGCCACCACAGACCUCCUGAAGGGACCUUCCUGGACAGAGAUGCUUUUAUUUUGGUAACCCUAUUUUUCUAGUGUAAAUAAGAAGAAGAAUGUAAGAAGUGACCUUAUGUGAAGCUGCUGCUUGAACACUGAAUGUACAGCAGCUGAGUCACGCCUCUGAUUGGCCAACUUUAACCUUUAAACUCAUGGAGCAGGAACCCGUCUGUGCCUUCAUCCGCUCGCUGCUCGCCGCUCGCCGCUGCCUCCGUCUGUCCCGCUCUGCGUGAAGACCUUCUACCAAAGAAGACAUCCCGACGAAGGUCCAACAUCAGUCGUCUUUACAGUAACUUCCUGUGAAACACAGACUCUCUUACGUCCGCCUAUACUUUGUUUACAGUCUGCGGUGAGUUCACACUU